GCUCUCCGCCGGGGGUCUGUGGCUCGCAGCCUGUCCGGCCCGGGGCUUCGCAGGGAGGCAGGGGGGUUCCGAGGCGAGGGAGGACAGGAAAGGUGCGCUGACCGGGCGGUGGGCGCUGGGCGGAGGAGCCCAGCCCCUCGUUCAGCUUGCCCUGGAGUCGCGGCUCUUUGUCGUGGAGGCUGCUCUGAGCGUCUUGGGGACGCAAAGGACGUCGGCACUCAAUCCCCUGCUUUCGGGAGAGAUCACACUUAUUCCCAACCCCGGUGACUUUGCAAACGCUGUGGUUUAACCGGGGAUAUAAAAAUAGAAAGGAAAGCCCUUGAAAGAAGAAAUACUAAAGGAAACUCUGAAGCACAGAACCCAGUUGUGUAGCAAACUUUUUGCUAAGCUGCCUCAGCCUAGAAUGGCUGUGGAAUCCAGAGCAUUUUCAACCCUGGUAACUCAGGAUCCUCAGGAACAAGAACUAAUCGUAGUGAAAGUAGAAGAGGGCCUUUCCUGGGGUCAGAAAUCUAAGCAGGAUGGGAGUGCCCAGGCCUGCCAAGAAAUGUUUCGCCAGCAAUUCAGAAAGUUUUGCUACAAGGAGACUCCUGGGCCGCGGGAGGCUCUGGGGCGACUUCACGAGCUUUGCUAUCGGUGGCUGAUGCCAGAGUUGCACACAAAGGAGCAGAUCCUGGAACUGCUGGUGUUGGAACAGUUCCUGAGCAUCCUGCCUGAGGAGCUGCAGGUCUGGGUUCAGCAACAGAGUCCAAAAAGCGGCGAGGAAGCUGUGACCCUGUUGGAGGAUUUGGAGAGAGAGUUCGAUGAUCCAGGGCAGCAGGUUCCAGGUAGUCUUCAGGGUCCAGCAGUGCCCUGGAAGGAUUUGACAUCUCUUGGAGCAUCCCAAGAGUCAACAGACGUCCAACUCCAGCCUUCAAAGACACAGCUGAAAUCCUGGGAACCUUGCCUGUCCCUCAGAAGUGAUUGUGAAAACAAUAAAUCAGCAACAAAGGAGGGAGCUUUGGGAGAAAAAUCAGAAGGACUCACCCCGGAACCUUCAUUCCAAGAAGUUAGUGAACAUGAAAAUCAUUUAGAGUGGCAGCAAAGAAGUGCUGCCGAGGAGAAAUUAAGGAGAUUCCCUUCUCAAGGAGAAAGUUUUAGUCAAGUGAUCUUCACACAUGAAUCUCUAGGAAAGAAAAACCAUCGUGGUAAUCCUCAAAGUAGUUUGAUUCUAAGUACAAACUCUGUAACAUAUCAGAAAGUUCAUACAGAAGAGAGACCUUACAGAUGUGAUGUGUGUGGGCAUGGCUUCACGCAGCAUUCCUCUCUAACACAGCAUCGAAGAAUCCAUACUGGAGAAAAGCCCUACAAGUGUAACCAGUGUGGGAAAGCCUUUAGUUUGAAGUCAUACCUUAUUAUUCAUCAGAGGAUUCAUAGUGGGGAGAGAGCAUACAAAUGCAGUGAAUGUGGGAAAGCCUUCAAUCAGAGAUCAGCCCUUAUUAGACAUCAGAAAAUCCAUACUGGUGAGAAACCUUGUAAAUGUAAUGAAUGUGGCAAAGCAUUCAGUCAAAGUUCAUACCUGAUUAUGCAUCAGCGAAUUCAUACAGGAGAGAGACCUUAUGAAUGUAACGAAUGUGGAAAAGCUUUCAGGCAGAGCUCAGACUUGAUUACCCAUCAGAGGAUACACAGUGGAGAGAAACCCUAUGAAUGUAAUGAAUGUGGAAAAGCCUUCAGUUUCAGCUCAAACCUCAUCAGGCAUCAGAGAAUUCACAGUGGAGAGGAGCCUUACCAGUGUAAUCAAUGUGGCAAAGCCUUCAAAAGGAGCUCAGCCCUUACUCAGCAUCAGAGAAUCCACUCUGGGGAUGAAGCUUAUACUUACAUGUAGUGAAUGUGAGAAAGCUUUCAGGCAGGGAUCAGUCCUUAGGCUCCAUCAGAAAGUCUGCACUGUAGAGUAACUUGUGAAUACAGUGACUAUUGUAAAUAUUCCAGUCAGAUUCUUGUCUUUGUUAGUCAAAGGCGUUUACUUUGGAGCAAAGUUCCAUAAAGGUUGUAAACUAUUAGGUCUUCAGUCUAACUUGCUAUGUGUUGCACUUACCAGUGCUAAAGAAAGUUGACUCCUAAAAGCUUUUUCUGUGACUAACGAGAAUCAUAGAUGGAAAAACUAUUGCUUUUAGCUUCUCUUUUACUGUUAAGAAUACUCAGGAAAUAGGAAUGUAACAUUGAAACCUCACUUUCCAUGAGAACAUCAUGAAAAGGAUAUAGUGACCCAGACUUUAUUGCUACAUCUAAUUGUCAUUGUGCCUGGGCUGGGAUGAUGUGGACUGUAUGAGAGACUUUUGUCUCUAUCAGGAGCUCAGAAAACAUUUUACUACCCUAAAUAAGGACAGUGACAGGGCAGCAAGAAAGAUGGGAAAAUAGGGUCUCAUCAAUUAUUUGUCGAGCCCAGGGCAGGCCAGAAAUUAGGAGUGAGAAGAAAAAAUACAAAUUAAUUUAGUGUCUGUUCCAAGCACUAGGGAUACAAUGGAAAUGAACCAUAUUCUACAGUCUAAUGGAAAGGGCAUUCAAGCAGGCAGGGACACUGCAGUGUGUUCAGUGCUGUGAUCCAAAGGAGAAGCUCCUGACCCAGCCUCGGAUCAGGGUAUGCUUCUUAGAAAAAUGACCUGAGGAUGAGUAGAAGUUAGCCAGGGGGUAGGCCAGGGAAGACCGUUCCCAACAAACAGAAGGAACACAAAUUCCAGGAAGAAAGUGGCACAUCUGUGAAAUAAAAAUAUAAGGCCACUUUGUAUGAAGUUCCUUCUGAAGUGAUGGAACCAGAAUCUUUUAAGCAGUGUUUUUUUUUUAAAAAAAUCAAAAGUAUGGACCAAUGGAAAAGUUUCUAUUAACAAAACCCAGAGCCCUUGGAUCAUGAGGUGGUGAGGAGCUUUGUUUUGGUCUGGUGUGACCCCAGGGAAAGAGCUAAUAUCCACUUUCCUUGCCAGACCUGUAGGCUAGGCUAGAACUUACGGCAGCGGAGGGGUGAGAAAGAGCCUAGAGGUUAUGAGUUCUAAGUCUUCCAAACAUGAGGGUUCCUUUGGUGAAGAGCUGGUCUGCUCACCAAGAAAGAGUUCAGCAGUUCAAAUCCACAACUUGCUCCUUGGAAACGGUAUGGGGCAGUUCUACUCUAUCCUACAGGGUCACUAUGAGUCAUAAUUGACAGCAACGGGUUUGGUUUUUUGUAUUCUAAGACAGUAUCCAAGCAGCUGUCACAUUUCCUCCUAACUCCCAAGGGUCUGUCAGAACCUGCUAUGGUUGUCAUCAUUUCUUUCUGGGGCUGUAUCCCAUAGUACCUAGUACACGCUUGGGUCCAGGUUCUCAAAAUACAUUUGUCAGUUUCUCUUGGAGUCUGAAUGCUCAUUAGAAGCAAGGAUGGUGAGACUUUGUCUCACAUACUUUGGACAUGUUAUCCAGAGGAACCAGUCCCUGGAGAAGGACAUCAUGGUUGGUAGAGGUUCAGCGAAAAAGGAAGACCCUCAAAGAGAUAGAUUGACACGAUGGCUGCAACGAUGGGCUCAAACAACACAAUGAUUGUGAGGAUGGCGCAGGACAGGGCAGCAUUUCAUUCUGUAGUACACAGGGUCGCUGUGAGUCAGAAACAACUCGACUGUACCUAACAACAGUAAAACCUUGGGGUCUAUGAUAUUUCCCAGACACUGCACACAUGUUCAGUUUUGACUUAACAUCAACAGUAUUUCACAUAUCUUGUGAAUUUUGUUAAAGACAACACUAAAGGGAAGUGACAACAGAAAAUAAUAGUCAUAGGGAUCCAGAGAUUGUCCUUGUCUGAGGGACCAGCAGGAAGGUGCUUCUCAGUGCGUGGCAAAAUUAUACAGUUUAAUCAUCACCAGGAAGACGUCAUUCAAAAGACCUGACAGGUUGGAGAACUAACAAAGAACCGAAUCUGUGCUGAAAUCUAGAAUUCUGGUUGUAGAGAAAAGAUGGUUGUCAUGAUAAAAAGAAACAGAAGUCAUGCUUCUAUUGGGACAUACGUAGAUCGGCAUCUGCAAACCUGUGAGAGUGGCGGGAGGGCUAAAUGCACAUUUGGGGAGAGUGGAAAAAGGGACGGUAUCACUUGGAAAAGAUGGUGAAAUUCAUGGUAGGAGCCACUGAACUCUUUUUCCUCAGAAAGACCCAAGGAAACUGAAAAGGGUAGGACAGACAUUAAGCAGCCAUAACUUGUUAGAUGCUGUUGAGUUUGUUCCCACUCAGCAACCCAGUGUAGGACAGAAUGAAACACUUCCCCGUCCUGUGCCAUCCUCACAGUUCUUGCUAUGUCAGUCAACUGCGUCAGUCUAUCUCAUUGCAGGUCUUCCUCUUUUUCACUGACUUCUGUCUUACCAAGCAUGAUGUCAUUCUCCAGGGACUGGUCCCGCCUGAUAACAUAUCCAAAGCAUGCUUCUAAGGAGAAUUCUGGUUGUACUUCUUGAUGACAGAUUUGUUAAUUCUUCUGGCAGUCCAUAGAAUAUUCAGUAUUCUUUGCCAACACCAUAAUUCAAAGGCAUCAGUUCUUCUGUCUUUAUUAUUCAUUGCGCAGCUUUCCCAUCCGUAAGAGGCAAUUCAGAAUACCAUGGCUUGGGUCAGGUGUACCUUAGUCCUCAAGGUAACACCUCUGCUUUUUAACUCUAUAAAGAGGUGUUUUGCAGAUUUGCCCAAUGCAGUACGUCGUUGGCUUUUUUGACUGCUGCUUCCAUGAGUGUUGAUUGUGGAUCCAAAUGAAAUGAAAUUCUUGAUAUGUUCAGUAUUUUCUCCACUUAUCAUGUUGCUUAUUGGUCCAGUAGUGAGGAUUUUUGUGUUCUUUGUGUCAAGGUGGAUUCCAUUUUGGAGGCUGUAGUCUUUGAUCUUCAUCAGUAAGUGCUUCAAGUCCUCUUUACUUUCAGCAAGCAAGGUUUUGUCGGCUGCAUGUCAUGGGUUGUUAAUGAGUCUUUGUCCAGUCCUAAUGCCACAUUCUUCAUAUAGUCCAGCUUUCCUGAUACUUUGCUCAGCAUACAGAUUGAAUAAGUAUGGUGAAAGGAUACAACCCAGAUGCACACCUUUCCUGAUUUAAAACCCUGCAGUAUCCCCUUGUCCUAUAUGAACAACUGCCUCUUGCUCUAUACAGGUUCCACGUUAACGCAAUUAAGUGUUAAUUAAGCACAAUUAAACUGACGAGUGGUGGAGCAGGAAUAACAAAAGGGAUAUAUUCUUUAGAGAGUUCUGACAUAUCAACAAAUAUAACAGGUACUGGGAAAGGGCUUUGUAUAUAUGUGUUAGCUGUUUCUCCCUUCAGCCCAUAUUUUGCUUCGGGUCAUGACCUACUAGAGGUCAGACUUUGAGCCCAGGCAUUAGGAACCCAGAACCUUUCUGUGGAGCCACUUCUCUAUAGUGACUCAAAGAAAAAGCCCGACUGUGUGUGGUGGGGGGGAGGGAAUGAUGCUUAAAUAGCCAAAUCACAAAAGAAUAAAUGGCAAUGGACAAGAAAUAAAUGUUCAACCUCAAUAGAAUCAAAAAUUAUUCUUAACAGUUGAGAUGGCACUUUUUUCCUAAAACUGACAAAGAUUUAGGGAGACUGGAACACAAUGCCACUGGUGAGAGGUGAAUACAUACUGUCUCUGGCAAUGAAUACCAGAAGCCUUAAGCAUUGCCUUUUAACUUUGAAACUACCUGGAAACAUAUACUUCAGAAAUCAUGAAUGUACACCAAUAUUAAAUAACAGCAUUCCUGAUACAUCGUUAAGUAAAAAUAUUACACAAUGGUAUGUAUAAUACCCCAUGUUGGAGAAAUACAUUUAAGCAUUAAAAAUACUGGAAAUACGUAGUCUCAAAAUGCUAUUGUGGUUAUCUCUGGGUGAUGACAUAGGUGAUGUAACUUUUUCCUUUCACUUUUCUGUAUUUUCCAAUUUUUUCUGCAAUAAAUAAUACUCAAGAUCAGAAGAAAUAAAAUUUUAGAAGGGAUUGGAAGCCCAGGAGAGUCAAAAUAUUAAGUAUUUGCUUUCCGUGACAUCUGUCCCAUCAAUGGACUCUGAUCCUUAAUCCUCAUUGGUAAAAUGACAACGGCAGACUCACCCAUCUCAUAUAUGGUACACAAAAAAGUCCUUUGCAAAUUAUAAAUCUCUAAAUAUGUUAUCUCCAUAAAGGAGAUUUAUGGUAUAGAGAAGCAAUAGUGUUGAAGUGGAGAUCUUUGUUCUUGUUAGUGCUUUGCCAUGAAUUCUGCAGCUAUUAGGAAGGCAUUCAGUUUAAAGGAGCUGAAGUAGAUUAUCUACUGUGGUCAGAGCAUCACCAGUCCGUGCUACUGUGAACUGGGGUAUCGAUUGGAGGUGGAUGUCAAAGGUAAUUGUUUCCUCCUUCACCAACCUUGUGUGGAAGAAGAGUAAUUCAUGCCUUUCCCUUCUGCCCAGGGCCCCCUUGUUUCUAUUAGUACAAAGGCAGUCCAGGGGGUAAAAAUUCUUGCCUUAAGUGGAUCUUGAAUGGAUUUUUUAAAAAUGAUAUGCAAUUUAGGCAAGAUGCUUAGAAAUUAUCAGUUUCCUACAUCUCCCCUUCUCCCCUUUCAUUUCCAUAGGCUGCGCCUAAUCCUGUCCAGCUGGGAAAACUGGAUAUUUAAAGAAAUCUGGCAUUUGGUCUCAAAGCUCCCCUGUGAACACCUAUGCCCCUCUUGCCUCAGCAAGUGCAUCCUCUCUGUGUUGGCAGAGGGGAACUGCCAAUUAGACAAGCUUCCCGUCCUGACUUGGAGAGCGUUUUUGUGAUGUCAAGAGGAAGGGUGAGCCCGGUGGACAGGCGCUGCUUGUACCCACACACCCCUUGCUUUCUGAUGGGCCAGAACAAGACAAUGCUGUUCAGUAGCUUUAUCAUUCACAGCUGCCUUGUUGGCUAGCACAAAUGAUCAUCAAGCAGUCCAAAGAUCGAAAGGGUAAUGGGGCAUUUUUACACAUGCUUCUGUUGAGAACCUGCUGAGAAGGGAAAGCCCAUGGCAGUCUUCCAGGCUCUUGCCCAGCCCACAGGCCUAAGCUUGGUCCUUGGCAGUUAGUGCUGAGGAUAUCCAUCUGGUGCGAUAUGGACCCCUCCCAAACGGAAGAAAGAGUCCUGAUUCUGGCAGACACAUGAUGGCGUAUGUGUUUAAAGAGGCUACUUCCUGCCCUCAUUCCCAUAGUCUUUCAGCCACAAAGCAGUCCCCUCAAUUUUGUGACUUCAGCUGGUGCUACAACCCCAGAGACAGGCUGUCAUAGUUUCCUGAGAUUUUGGCCCAGGGAGUAAAAGCUGAGGGCACUAAUUUCCUGACUUCUUCCCAUAAAUCCUUCCCUCUUCCCUUACCAUGUCUCCACUCAUGUUAUUGUGUUCCCUAUCUGAAUAAAUAAUUUCAAAGCAAAACUUGAAAACUCAGAUCUUAUUACAGUAUAUCUUGCAUUACAUUCUAAUACUAAACCAGUUUAAGUAUAUACUCAGUAUAAAUGGUAAAAAUCAGUUACCAAUAAGGAUUUAGCAAACAAGAUUUUUACCAAAAAUUUUAGGGUUGGGAAAAAAAAAACAUACUGCAAAAUUGUUAACAAUGUUUCUGUGGGUAGCAGCAUUGUGGGUGACUUAUACUUUCCUU
Messenger RNA from Loxodonta africana (African savanna elephant), 7575 nucleotides. Its product is annotated as zinc finger protein 397-like. Gene Ontology annotation, biological process: regulation of transcription by RNA polymerase II. Lineage: Eukaryota; Metazoa; Chordata; Mammalia; Proboscidea; Elephantidae. Bases 404 to 1861 code for a protein of 485 amino acids. Gene Ontology annotation, molecular function: DNA-binding transcription repressor activity, RNA polymerase II-specific; RNA polymerase II cis-regulatory region sequence-specific DNA binding. Gene Ontology annotation, cellular component: nucleoplasm. The transcript has 4 exons. The record is from RefSeq and is a predicted model, not a curated record.